Molecule: messenger RNA, 2198 nt
Organism: Coccidioides posadasii C735 delta SOWgp
Lineage: Eukaryota; Fungi; Ascomycota; Eurotiomycetes; Onygenales; Onygenaceae
Gene: RAD52
Product: DNA repair protein rad52
Biological process (GO): double-strand break repair via single-strand annealing; DNA recombinase assembly; double-strand break repair via homologous recombination
Cellular component (GO): nucleus
Source: RefSeq, a predicted model, not a curated record
AUGAAUUCCGCAACUAAGGCAACGGGACACAGGCCCGGGGACCAACAUAGAUCCUAUUCAGCAAACGUGAACGCCGCAAACCCCUUUGAAAUACCUCAGCAGCAUACAAACGAGUAUACGGCGCAGGAGAUUGCAACAUUACAAAGUCGACUAGACAAACGCUUAGGUCCGGAAUACAUAUCUUCGCGGGCAGGCCCUGGGGGAAAACGAGUACAUUAUUUGUCGGCUGAUAAAUGCAUAAAUCUUGCCAACGAGGUUUUUGGCUUUAAUGGAUGGUCAAGUGCGAUUCAAAAUAUUCAGAUUGACUUUGUUGAUGAGCAUCCCAAGUCUGGCAAAGUUUCGCUUGGGCUGUCAGUAAUUGUAAGGGUGACGUUGAGAAAUGGGUCAUACCAUGAAGAUAUCGGAUAUGGACAGAUCGACAACUGCACAGGAAAAGCUGCAGCAUUUGAAAAGGCCAAGAAAGAAGGCACAACAGAUGCUUUGAAACGUGCCCUGAGGACAUUUGGUAACGUCCUUGGUAACUGCAUUUAUGAUAAAGAUUACUUAUCGAAAGUGACCAAGGUCAAGGCGGUUCCGACCAAAUGGGACGUUGACAGUCUACAUCGCCAUAGGGAUUUUGCGCCUCUAAAGAAAGACCCGGUUAUUGCUCCAGUUGCUGUCAGAAGCGAGCCUCAUGCAGAGGCCCGCAAUGUUAGUUCGAGAAUACCCGACAUCCCCACAAAAUUAUUAGAUGAUCCCCUUUCUAUGGAUCUUGAAAAUGAUUUCGGCAGCGAUGCAUUCGACGAGGCAGAUUUUGGAGAGCGUCAUCUCAGUCAUCCAGAUGAAGUUAUCUUGGAUGAUGAGCCACCCCCACAAAUCCAACACCACAGACACAAUCAUCCCCCAGCUGGACCAAACGUUCAAAGCAGUACUGGAAACUAUGCGGUCUCGAAUUGUAUGAUUACACCGUCUAAACCACCACAAAGUAUAGUUCAGUCCGAUACCGCCCUUCCAGCCCCCGCAGAUUGUAUAACUCGACAAAACGUUCCUCAGACAAACCAAUACACGACACCUAAACCUCAGCCUCCCACGCGACCACAACAACCUGCACAUGAUUCGAAAUUCCUUGUGGGGAAAUCUACACAUUCGAGCCGUAACUUACCUCCCCCUCUGCCGUGCGAUCAGUUGAAGACGAAAGGCGAAACAAACAUAGAGAGUAAAGGAAACCAUUCACCGUUGAAACCUCCGUCGCCUUUCGGCUCACAGAUUGGACAGGAUAGCCCCAGUGUCGAGCCCGGUGUCUGGUAUUCGGCUCGUGCCGCGAGUGUCACUGAACCAGGAAAACCAGCGCCCGCAUUCGACCCUAAAUUUGCAAGUCCAUCCAUUCGGAAAACUCUUACUAUUGACCACGGGAAAUCAGCACCUGUGUCCCGAAAGACGUUUCAGAAUGUGCCACCUCAAAUGUCUAGCCAAACACCACACAAAGCAGGCAUGAACAUCCCCCCUGCAAGCCAGUCAUCAACCCCUAUCCCUCCUCGCACCAUCGUGGACGUGACCAAGAGGCCAGGGGCGGGAAAUUUCGGAAGCCCCGCUCGCGCACCAAUGACUUCGUCAUAUCGGCCGCCAACACGAAGAAGCAUGACGGCUGCAGCCAACAAUAGUAGUGCAAGCGAUUUUCCUCAUGGCAACUCUAACCAACCUCUACCGACAGCUCAGAACCUAAACGGGAAGAGACCACUUCUGUCAGAUAUAAUGAACCACGAAUCUAUCUCCAACGAUAACGAAGCCGCGAAGAAGCCCAAAGCCAACGACAACACUACUGGCUCUGCUGCCGCUGAGAAUAAUCAGUAGUAGGGACAAGGACUAGGAAUACCAUGGAAAUACAUUUUACUAUAACAUUGCUCCUUCUAGACCGGAUUUUUUUCUUUUUGUUUUUGGAGAAACUUUUCUGCCCUUAUCAUAGAUUAAAGCCGGGCUUGAUGUCUGAUGGAUGGUUUUGCUUGGUCAUGUUUUUUAAGAUGCAGCUGUACUUGCAUUUUUCUACUAGAGGGACCGGUUGGACGGUGUUAACCAGUGGCCGGAUGCAAGCGGACAUGACAAAUCUAUUCAUCAAUAUUGAAGUGGGAAAUGUAUUGCAUAUGGAAUGCCAGUGAACAUUCCGGAUUUUCGAGCCAACAAACCGUUGGAUGUCUCGAUGCCGUACGACUCGGUGUACUCCA